This is a messenger RNA of Ctenocephalides felis (cat flea), 1142 nucleotides long. RefSeq names its product ras-related protein Rab-1A (gene Rab1). The transcript has 7 exons. Gene Ontology annotation, molecular function: GTPase activity; GTP binding. The coding region runs from base 157 to 774 and encodes 205 amino acids. The record is from RefSeq and is a predicted model, not a curated record. Lineage: Eukaryota; Metazoa; Arthropoda; Insecta; Siphonaptera; Pulicidae.
UCAAUUACAGUCUCUGGUAGGCGGUAGCCAUUGUUCCACCACAUCCAGUUGAAUUAUUUUAACAUUUACUUUUUGCCAACAUAUGUCAACGCGUUCUUUAAUCUGUGUUUGAAUAUCAAGUGAUAUAAUUUAGAAUAAAGUAGUUUCAAUUAUAGUAUGUCCACAAUGAAUCCAGAAUAUGAUUACUUGUUUAAACUGCUCUUGAUUGGUGAUUCAGGUGUUGGAAAAUCUUGUCUACUUUUACGGUUUGCGGAUGAUACUUAUACAGAAAGUUAUAUAAGCACAAUUGGUGUAGAUUUUAAAAUUAGAACUAUCGACUUAGAUGGAAAAACCAUAAAAUUACAAAUUUGGGAUACAGCAGGUCAAGAACGGUUUCGAACUAUAACUUCAUCAUAUUACCGUGGGGCACAUGGAAUCAUUGUUGUAUAUGAUUGCACAGAUCAAGAGUCUUUCGGAAAUGUUAAGCAAUGGCUCGAAGAAAUUGAUCGCUAUGCUUGUGAUAGUGUAAAUAAAUUACUUGUAGGCAACAAGAGUGAUUUAACUACGAAGAAAGUUGUAGACUACACUACUGCUAAGGAAUAUGCUGACCAGUUAGGAGUGCCAUUUUUGGAAACAUCAGCCAAAAACGCAACAAAUGUGGAACAAGCAUUUAUGACAAUGGCUGCGGAAAUCAAGAACCGAGUUGGUCCACCAAGCAGCUCUGCUGAUACCGCAAGCAAAGUUAAGAUUGAUCAAGGCAGACCAGUCGAGACUAAUAAGUCUGGCUGCUGUUGAAUAAAUGUUCCAAUAUGCUACUGGUUUGGCCCAAUGGACGCCUUGUAUUUAAAUUACACAAUAUUAAAUCAAUACCAAGUAAAAUUUAAGUAAUAUCAAAUGAGUUAAUAUGAUGGGUUAAACAGCUACUCUAAGAGAUAAUAAUAUAAGUGAAUUUAAGCAAGUAUGGACGAACGAAGUUGGCGAUAAAUUUAAAUAUUCAUAAAACUAUAUUCCUUACAUAAUAUUUUAUAAUAAAAGUAAAUGUAUGUUUUUUUCUUUUUGGUAUUCCAACACGAUUAUUAUAAAUAAAUAUAUGCAAUUGUAAGACAAAACAUAAUAUAGAUAAUAUUAGAGAAUCCAAACAAUAAUUUGAUACACCAUCAUGU